This is a messenger RNA of Phyllostomus discolor (pale spear-nosed bat), 2256 nucleotides long. RefSeq names its product LIM homeobox 3 (gene LHX3). Gene Ontology annotation, biological process: neuron differentiation; regulation of transcription by RNA polymerase II. Bases 148 to 1359 code for a protein of 403 amino acids. Gene Ontology annotation, cellular component: nucleus. The record is from RefSeq and is a predicted model, not a curated record. The transcript has 6 exons. Lineage: Eukaryota; Metazoa; Chordata; Mammalia; Chiroptera; Phyllostomidae. Gene Ontology annotation, molecular function: DNA-binding transcription factor activity, RNA polymerase II-specific; RNA polymerase II transcription regulatory region sequence-specific DNA binding.
GCUCCGGGCCCCCGGGCGGCCCACGGGCGCAGCGCCCAGCAGCGCUGGGAGUCGCUCGGACGCCGACGGGGACCGCUGAGGCCAUAGGCUCGCUGGGCCCCGAAAAAGUUCGGGGCCGGAUUUCGGUAGCGCCGGUCGGCGGGACCCAUGGAGGCUCGCGGGGAGCUGGGCCCGGGCCGGGAGCCGGCGAGCGGCGACCUACUGCUGGCGCUGCUGGCGCGGAGGGAGGACUUGCGCCGAGAGAUCCCGCUGUGCGCCGGCUGCGACCAGCACAUCCUGGACCGCUUCAUCCUCAAGGCGCUGGACCGGCACUGGCACAGCAAGUGCCUCAAGUGCAGCGACUGCCACACGCCGCUGGCCGAGCGCUGCUUCAGCCGCGGGGAGAGCGUGUACUGCAAGGAGGACUUCUUCAAGCGCUUCGGGACCAAGUGCGCCGCGUGCCAGCUGGGCAUCCCGCCCACCCAGGUGGUGCGCCGCGCCCAGGACUUCGUGUACCACCUGCACUGCUUCGCCUGCGUCGUGUGCAAGCGGCAGCUGGCCACGGGCGACGAGUUCUACCUCAUGGAGGACAGCCGGCUGGUGUGCAAGGCGGACUACGAGACGGCCAAGCAGCGAGAGGCUGAGGCCACGGCCAAGCGGCCGCGCACGACCAUCACGGCCAAGCAGCUGGAGACGCUCAAGAGCGCCUACAACACGUCGCCCAAGCCGGCGCGCCACGUGCGCGAGCAGCUCUCGUCCGAGACCGGCCUGGACAUGCGCGUCGUGCAGGUGUGGUUCCAGAACCGCCGGGCCAAGGAGAAGAGACUCAAGAAGGACGCGGGCCGGCAGCGCUGGGGCCAGUACUUCCGCAGCAUGAAGCGCGCGCGCGGCGGCUCCAAGUCCGACAAGGACAGCGUCCAGGAGGAGGGGCAGGACAGCGACGCCGAGGUCUCCUUCACCGAAGAGCCCCCCAUGGCGGAAAUGGGCCCUGCCAACGGUCUCUACGGCAGCCUGGGGGAGCCCACCCCGGCCUUGGGCCGGCCCUCGGGGGCCCCGGGCAGCUUCCCGCUGGAGCACGGAGGCCUGGCGGGUCCGGAACCCUACCGAGAGCUCCGCCCCGGCAGCCCCUACGGCGUGCCCCCGUCCCCGGCGGCCCUGCAGGGCCUCCCCGGGCCCCAGCCCCUCCUUUCCAGCUUGGUGUACCCCGAUGCCAGCCUGGGCCUUGUACCCGCGGGGGCCCCGGGCGGGCCUCCGCCCAUGAGGGUGCUGACAGGGAACGGCCCCAGCUCCGACCUGUCCACCGGGAGCAGCGGGGGCUACCCCGACUUCCCCGCCAGCCCCGCCUCCUGGCUGGACGAGGUGGACCACGCCCAGUUCUGACCUAGGCGCCGGCCCCGCUGAGCACCGGACUUGAAGGGUCUGGCCCCCGGAGCCGCCCCUGGCUGGGUGGCCUGGAGCUGCUCUCUCCCCUUCCCCGGAGCCUUGGACCUCCGGGAGGAGCAGGUGCCACAGCGGGGGACAAGAUGAUGUCCGGGGGGGGGGGGUUCUGUGCAGCUCCGGGCCGACAGGCUCACCCGGGAGCAGGGACAAUCUCGCCCGCUCCCCCGGGGACGCAGGGCCGGCUGCCUGGAGGCCGCCCAGCAAGCCUUGUUUUGCAGGCGGAUUCCUCUCCCACCCCGCCCCGCCCCGCCCAGGCCAGGCACUCCCUGGAGCCCCUUCCCCCCCGGCCCGGUCCAGCCCGGUGGGAAGAAGCUUUAGCCUCUAACAUUGAAAAAAGACUGCAGGCCACACUUUCAUUUCUCCGGUUCUGUCUGCCCGAGCUGCGCCGCGCUCCGGCCCCCACUCUGGGUCAGAGACGGGCCUCCCCUGUCCAGGCAGGAAGUGGCAGUGGGGCAGGGGGAGCGCACAUUUGUGUCCUUUCUGCGCCCUCCGGGAGCCUCCCUGCCGCCAGCCCUGCCUUCCCCAGGAGCCUCCUCGCCCCUCCGCGCCGGGGCACGGGGCCCUGGUUGUUCUGGUUCUGGCUCGACUCCACCACCCUGUGGAGUCGACGGGAUCCCCGCGGGCGCCCCGGUCUCGGGAUCGGUCUUCGCAGCCCAGGCGCAGCUCCCUCCCCGCGCAGCCUGAGUUCCAGCCCCUCCCCCUCCAGGCCACGCCCAGCCCACCCAUUUCCGUUGCCAAACAGCCCCCCGCCCCCACCCCCCCACCUCCGCCCCCCAGCUGCCUGUAACUGCCGCGGGCUGGACCACAGCCAUGGGAGGCUGGGGGCGGGGCUCCUCG